Molecule: messenger RNA, 1515 nt
Organism: Cyclocybe aegerita
Lineage: Eukaryota; Fungi; Basidiomycota; Agaricomycetes; Agaricales; Hemipholiotaceae
Source: the annotation of a GenBank genome assembly
AUGCGCCUAUGCACAAUCUGCGGCGCGGACGAGACAAGACAAUACCCUGCCAAUGCUCCAAGAAGCAAUCUCCUGUGCUACUCCUGCCUAGAACUCAAGAAUCUUGAAGCCCAGAUUGCCGACAUCGACCUUUUCAAGUCCAACCACACAGAUGACUACUUCACCCACCGAUUCCCUCCAGAAAUCGCUUCCCACAUCUUCGAGCUUGCCAUCUCGAGCCCAGAAACUCCUGAGCACAAGCAUCUCAGCCCUCUGACUCUCGGUGUUGUAUCGAGAAGGUGGCACGAGAUCGCGUGGUCGACGCCGGGGUUGUGGACGCAGGUCUCCGUCAACCUCAAGGCGUUCUUUGACCGCCCAAAGGAGCUUCUCCUGCGGUGGAUUGAACGAACCGGCCAACUUCCCCUCUCGAUUCACAUAUUCUACGAUUACGAUGUGUCGGCCCAACACGCCGCAAGCUUCACGGAUGUGUUCGGGAUCAUCAAUGAGCACGCUUCGCGCUGGGAGACGUUGAGCCUCAGGAUGCCGUUCUCGCUGUACCCUCGUCUCCGUUCCAAGCGCGACAAAGUACCGCUCCUCAAACACAUCACCAUUCAGCCGCCCCGUUUCAUCGAGGACUAUGUGUUCGACUACAAAGGGGAAAUCCUUGAUGUCUGCGCCGUUCCUCCUCUUCCUCAGACCGUCAUGAUCAGAGAAUCUCCAUUCACUUCAAUCCGUAUUGAUUGGUCCAACGUCACGACGCUGUAUUUCAGCCAAAUUUCCGUCAGUGAUUGUCUGCGCCUCUUCCAGCAGGCUCCGCAGAUAUCUCAAUGCUCGAUCGACAUUACCCACAGCGACUCGCAUGUCCGCUGUCCUGCUUUGAACCCUAUCACCCUCCCUCACCUAACGAAAUUGCAUAUUCACUUUAUCACCAGUGACGUGACAGUGGCGGGUACUUUCCUCGACAGCAUCACCCUUCCAGCACUGACGCACCUCGAAUACAACGAGGCAGUUGAUUAUAUAGCUCUGGCUGCGCUGCUCGCUCGCUCAUCGUGCCCUCUCAUCCACCUCAACAUCGGGUAUUUCAAGGACCGUAUGCCGUCGACUCAAAGCCUCCUUCAGGUAUUGCACACCAGUCUGAGCCUCGAAGACCUUCACAUCAAGAUGACGCAGCUGCCAAAGGACUUUUUCGAUUCUCUUUCAGUUCCUCCGGGUAACAACCUCUCCGACCGAGCUAUAUUACUCCCUCGGCUGCAAAGUUUUUCUUAUCGUGGCAAGUUAACAUUCGAUUGGAUCUCAUUCAUCAACUGCCUCGACUCGAGACUGUUCAUCCAAGGAGAGGGUGGCGGGCCUUUGCUUCACUCGAUCGACCUGACGUUCUAUACCAUUCGGCGGCACUCGAAUCCGCUAUUGUACUACAUCGAUGAGGGAGCAGCAGCUCGCAUUCGCCGCUUUCAAGUUGAGCGCGGGAUAGAGGUGCGAAUCAUGAAUGGCUUGGAGGAUAUGCUGCAGUAUUCGAUAGAGGCGAGUACUCGUUGA